UCCCUGUUUAAUGCUUCUUAUGUGGUUGUCCAAAUGCUCAAGUCUAAAAUGAAACCACAUCCUUCCUUCUUCCUUCAUACCUGUAUACAACAUACACAGCUUUUAGUGUUUGUUUUGUGACAGAGUUCAUAUGUUGACCAGAGGUGUUCUAUUACAGGUGAUGAUAGGAUUUGAAGACCUGGCUGUGUAUUUCACCUGGAAAGAAUGGCAGAACAUGAACAAUGCUCAAAAAAUCUUGUACAGGGAUGUGAUGCUGGAGACCUACAGCAUCCUGUUCUCCUUGGGGCACUGCAUGACCAAACCUGAUUUGAUCUUGAAGUUGGAGCAAGGAGUAGAACCCUGGAUGGUGGAAGAAUGCUUGCAUCAGAGCCUUCCAGUUGCUGUGAAAAGGGAUGACCUGAUUAGGACCAACCAGGAAUGUCAGGACAAAAGUCUGAAUCUUAAUGUUAUGAAAAAUAACAACACAUCAACUCCAAAGAGAGUUGAAUUAAGAAAAACAUUUAAUUUAUGUUCAAGCCAUAUUCCAAAACUAAAUAUCAGAAAGGGAAAUUAUUUAAGAAUGAAACCUGAAGAAUGCAAUGUAUGUCACAAUGUGUAUCCCCAAAGGGGGUCUGAUCAACUACAAGCUGAAGAGAAAUUUGAUGCCACUAAGGUACCUGGGAACUCUCUCCAGUUCUGUGAGCCUCUUAAUCAGUGUCACAAGAUUCAGACUGUGAAUCAGACAUUUGAGCAUAUUGGACAAGGGAAAGCUUCACAAGGAAGAUGUUCUUUAAAUCUGAGAAGGUUCAUAAGGGAGAAACCU
Oryctolagus cuniculus (rabbit) is the source of this 802-nucleotide messenger RNA. NCBI's taxonomy places the organism in Eukaryota, Metazoa, Chordata, Mammalia, Lagomorpha, Leporidae. The record is from RefSeq and is a predicted model, not a curated record.